UAGUAAAUCAUAACAAUCAAUUAAAAAACGUUUUUUAAUCAAUAAGAAUAACUAUGGCUAUGGAUCUUCGCGUUGGUAAUAAGUAUAGGAUUGGGAGGAAGAUCGGUUCAGGUUCCUUUGGUGAUAUUUAUCUUGGAACCAAUAUUAUUUCGGGUGAAGAAAUUGCUAUAAAGUUGGAGUCAUCUAAAGUAAAGCAUCCUCAAUUAGAAUACGAAGCACGAGUGUAUAAAGCACUUGCAGGUGGUGUUGGUAUACCAUUUGUUCGUUGGUUUGGAACAGAAUGUGAUUAUAAUGCAAUGGUUAUGGAUCUUCUUGGGCCUAGUCUAGAAGACUUAUUUAAUUUUUGCAAUAGAAAAUUUAGUCUUAAAACUGUUCUUCUUUUAGCUGAUCAACUUAUCUCUAGAAUUGAAUAUAUCCAUGCAAAAUCAUUUAUCCAUCGGGAUAUUAAACCAGACAAUUUUCUUAUGGGUAUAGGAAAACGAGGUAAUCAAGUAAAUGUUAUCGAUUUUGGACUAGCAAAAAAAUUUCGAGACCCAAAAACUCAUUUACAUAUUCCGUAUAAAGAGAAUAAAAAUCUUACUGGUACUGCAAGAUAUGCAAGUAUUAAUACACAUCUUGGUGUUGAACAAAGUCGUAGGGAUGAUUUAGAAUCACUCGGAUAUGUAAUGAUGUAUUUUUGUCGUGGGUCCCUUCCAUGGCAAGGAUUGAAAGCAGCAACGAAAAAACAAAAAUAUGAUCGUAUUAUGGAAAAAAAGAUGACUACACCUACCGAAGUUCUUACUAGAGGAUUCCCGAAUGAAUUUGCUAUUUAUUUGAAUUAUACAAGAUCAUUACGGUUUGAUGAUAAGCCAGAUUAUUCUUAUUUAAGAAAAUUAUUUCGUGAUCUUUUUGUUCGAGAAGGUUUUCAAUACGAUUAUGUGUUUGAUUGGACUAUUUUCAAAUAUAAUCAAGCUAAACAGGCUCAAGCUAUUUCUCAAGCUCAACAAGAAGAGGCUGCUAUACAUGUAUCAGAUGACCAAAAUACUAAUGCACAAAAAACAAGAAAUGUUAAUUCUGUAAAUCAAAUACCACCAUCUAAUGGUGUACAAUCAUCAGCAUUCCCACCUCGAACAAGCGGAAAUUCAGGGGCAGUAAAUACUUCUCGUCGAAAAAUUCAAUCUCAAAUGAAUGAAACGAAUGCAUCUAAUAUUCCUAUUGAUUCUACUAGAGUAACAAAUUUACCUAGAAGUGAUAGGAUGUAAGUCCUAUAAUUGCUUCGAUCUCAGGUUAAAAAUGGAUCUUCUGGAUAUCCAGUGGGUAAUUUACAUAAAAUUAAAAAAGGAGAGCAACAUGUUUUGACUAAUCAAACAGGAUGGUAUUAAUUUUUUAAAUAAAAAAUGAUAGGAUU
Pneumocystis jirovecii RU7 is the source of this 1387-nucleotide messenger RNA. RefSeq lists its product as uncharacterized. Bases 54 to 1241 code for a protein of 395 amino acids. NCBI's taxonomy places the organism in Eukaryota, Fungi, Ascomycota, Pneumocystomycetes, Pneumocystales, Pneumocystaceae. Gene Ontology annotation, biological process: signal transduction; endocytosis; peptidyl-serine phosphorylation. Gene Ontology annotation, molecular function: ATP binding; protein serine/threonine kinase activity. Gene Ontology annotation, cellular component: nucleus; cytoplasm. The transcript has 6 exons. The record is from RefSeq and is a predicted model, not a curated record.